Molecule: messenger RNA, 2730 nt
Organism: Hyla sarda
Lineage: Eukaryota; Metazoa; Chordata; Amphibia; Anura; Hylidae
Product: syncytin-A-like
Exons: 4
Coding region: 374-1903 (509 amino acids)
Source: RefSeq, a predicted model, not a curated record
UCUGGACCAUAAUGAUGAAUCCCCCCCCAAUCUGUCUGGGACAAUGGUAACGGGUCGCAGCAAGCCCCAAUGCAUACCAACCGAGACCCAGGAAUUUCCAACCUCGUGGGAACUUUGAAUCCAGCUGUGCCUAAUAGCUAGAUGGAAACCAUAGGUUAUAGAUCACAGAAGAUCUCCUUUCUCUUUUCUACAUAUUAGACUGUUUUUUAAGAUCCAGAUAGCCUUGAGGGAACUCACACAUUACAGCCUGAAGACUACGUGUAUGUAAAGAAACAUACCAGGAAGUCCCUCGAGCCCCGAUUUGAAGGACCAUACCAAGUCCUCUUGACUACAGCCACAUCAGUCAAGCUGCAAGGGAAAGUCAGCUGGAUUCAUGCAUCACACUGCAAAAGGGCAGUAUCUGACCAUGACAACACUUUGGUUUCUGUUUAACUGUCUAAUAUUUUACAUCACAACCUUACAUGAUGAGCUGGAAAAGCAUCCAGAUGACAAAUUCUUGAAACACCACUUAAUGUUGGCACAAAAUCUCACAGUGAAAGAUUGCUGGAUAUGCACACAUGCUCCUACAUCUGCCCGGAGUAUGCCUUAUUUGGCUAUCCCUGUACCACCACAUGAGAUGUUCCAGGGGGAUUGCUUUGACACAUUAGCAAGCAACAAGACACGGUACACAAAAAAUUGGAACACUUCAGUGGGGAUUCCAAUAGUGGGAUGGAUUGGGCAACCCUGGUGGCAGGGAAGCCUGAGCAGUUUUGGACAAGGAUCACAGCAGAUACUGACCUUUAAGAGGGGCUCCUGGGUAGCAUGUGAAGUCACACAAAUACUAGACCUAGGAAGAAUACCCACACAGGGGAUAAAGGUCAGUUUUAGCAGAACAUCUGUAAGUACUGAUACAUUUAAGCCUAGUCAAAUAGAGAGGUAUUUACAUGACAAUAACUGGCUGAAUAAUUCACCUUUUCCUCAAGGUACCGGAGAAGAGUGUUAUAACAUGACAGGACACCAAAAAUUUAGUGAAUCCUCAUAUUACCAGCCCUAUGACCCGACAUGUAAUAACCCAGAUGUAGGUUACUGUGGUACAUUAGGACAGAAACCCGGUUGGUGCUACAUGACUAACGCCUCAAGACUGAGUGACAUAGUUAAUAAACUGAUAAAUCAAAAUUCAUCAUAUUGGGAACUCCCAAGAGACACGUAUUGGGUAUGCGGGAGGGAGGCCUACAAGUGGUUGCCAGUAGGAGUUAAUGGUACAUGUACCCUAGCCAGACUUACUCCCUCGACUUUUGUGAUACCCAACAAAGAUGUUGACAUGAGAGCAGUCCCAAGACACAUGCUAUACCAGAGAGCAGCAGACAACAAGGAAAGAGAAAAUGGAAGACCACAUGUAGUUCAGAUGGGAACAGCCAAUAAACUCUUCAGCACUCUCUUAGUAUACCCCAUGAUGAUGCAAAUGUGGGACAAAUUAGUUGAGGCCACUGCCUACCUUGACGACCAAAUAUAUGACAUUUUGGAAAUCACUAACACCUCUGUGUCUGUACAAAAUCAGCUGAUGAUAGUGACUAACCAGCACGCAAUAGUUCUUGAUUACCUCACAGCUGCUCAAGGGGGAAUGUGCCAGAUUAUAGGCCCCACUUGUUGUCACUACAUAGACACCCCAAGUACCAUCCAGAUGCACCACCAACUUGAAAGCAUACAAAAACUAAGGGAACAGUACACAAAAGACAAUGACCAAAAUAAAGGUAAAUGGUGGGGAGACACUUUCUCCAUAAUGAACCCAGCUACCUGGUUGAAAGGUAUUGGAGGAUGGAUAGGAGGCUCCAUACAUUUUAUAUUACAAGUCGCAGUUGUUAUUCUUUUAUCUUAUUUAGUUAUAAAGCUUUUGAUGAUAUGCAUAAGUCACUGCAAUAAAUAGAAUUAGUAAAUACUGAGUAUUGUUUACUUCAAAUGAAUGGGUUAACAUAAACAUUUUAUGCUGUUUUCCCAGGAUGUAGAAAAAAUAAUGAUCAGCAUUUGUUUCCAGGUUCUCAUGUCUCCUCUCUUUUUCGUUUGUUUCUAGAUUGACAUCACACCUGAAACACUCUUCCUGGUGAGGAUGCCGGUCCAUUACUCAGGGGACAGAGCCAAUUUAAGAAGACUUGGUUCCCUCGGACAACUCGCGGUCUGGGAUAGUACCUGAGAAAAGACCUGCUAUACACCUGACCUGGAGGAUUCAGUUCUUUCAGAUGAUGAUGUCAAAGGGGGAAAUUAUGGAAUUGGGUAGAGGAGACAACAUGGAGUCUCAUUUUUAUUUCAUAUUCUUGGUCUAAGCGACCGCAUUCUAUCAUUUCUUGUUUUUCUACAAAUUUAUGGACUGGAGAUAUCACGGCUAGUGGAUACAGGAAUGCAGGAAUGCAGAACUUUAUCUUUCUCUCCUACAGAUGCGUUUAGAAAUAACGGCUUGUUAUAUUCCAGCUUAAUCAUGUAUCUUUUUUUUUAUAUAUAUCCAAGUUUCUACUAACUAUGUAAAUGAUUUAUGUUUUUUUUACUGUGCACGUAAUUGAAAAUCAGGUAUAUAAGAAAAUACAUUUUGAGAAGAGGGUCAGAGUUAUACUGCCCUCGGUUUAAGUUACAGCACUUGUCUGUGUCUUCAUUGAGGGGCGGGACACAAAUUGGGAUUCCACCAACAGAAGACAACUGGACCUUUGGGGUCAAACCUAACACUGAUACUGAUCAGCACAGGGGAAAUCCAUUGACCUCAAG